Messenger RNA from Benincasa hispida (wax gourd), 618 nucleotides. The record is from RefSeq and is a predicted model, not a curated record. Lineage: Eukaryota; Viridiplantae; Streptophyta; Magnoliopsida; Cucurbitales; Cucurbitaceae.
AUGAAGAGAAAGACCUUCGUUACUCUAAACACAAGUGAAGGCUCGCUCAAAGUAAAAAGGCACGACGUCAUUUUCACCAAUCCUCAGAAUGGAAAUUUAGAGCAGGAGGAAGGCGAAACUUCGUGCCAUCACAUCACCAUCACCGAAGAAUCCGAAGAAGGUAUGACCGAAGAGGAAGUGGAGGACGCUCCACAAGGUCUAGAGGACGGUGGACGAGCUAAAAGAGAUAUGAAUGGCCCUCAUAGACGAGGAAAUGACGACAUUUCAAUCCCUAAAAGGGAUAUAUUACUACAAGAAACCUUAAGGUUGUGGGUCAUGUUCUUUGAUGGUGCGACACAGAAAAGUGGUGCGGGGGCAGGUAUCGUCCUCAUUUCGCCAGAAAAGCACAUGUUGCCUUAUAGCUUCACACUUGCUGAGUUAUGCUCGAACGUCGCUAAAUACCAAGCCUUGAUAAUUGGUCUCCAAAUGGCCUUAGAGAUUGGGGUAGCUUGUAUAGAGAACUUCGGUGACUCAAAGUUGAUAAUCAAUAAACUCUUAUGCCAGUACGAGGUGAAGCAUGACGACUUGAAACCGUACUUCACUUACGUUCGCCAGUUGAUGGAAAAGUUGAAAGUGUGA